AUGUCCAUGAAAUUUUUCGCGGGUUUACAAGAUUUCUUGGGUUUGCAUGAUACGUCAUCAUCAAACAAUGAACAGCAGCAACAGCAGGAACAACAGCUAGUAUCAUCUGCUUCAACAACAGCAACAACACCACCAGCAGUAGUAGUAGGAGCAGCAACAACUUCUUCAUUAUUAUCAUCACCUUCAGUAUUGUCAGCUAAUUUGAACUCCAUUGAAAGCGAAAGAAAUUCGGUGAAAUAUAUUUCUGAUAUUAGUAAUAAUUGCACCGUCGUCCAGAAAGAACAACAACUUCAAAAAAUAACACUGGACGAUUCGAAAGAAAUCACAGAUGCAGAAGAAAAGAUACAGCAUUGUUCUCAUAGACGAAAUGUUCAUUUUCCGGAUGUUAUUGUAACGGAUUUCUACGAUGCACCGACAAAUGUCUUCACUAAUAAGAAUGCAAAUGACACCAGUGCCAUUAGUCUUUCCUACCUAAAUGCUUGCAGACGUUUGAGAAUCGAUCCAAUCCAAACUGUGCAAGAACAAAUAGCCUGUUUUCAUCAAGUGGUCGGUGUACGGCAAGAAUGUCUCUCUUUAAAGGGUCAUCGUUUAUCUUCUGCUGAUAUGGAAUGUUUGGAAGAAAUUUUCAAUAAAGUCCAGUUUGACAUGCUUGAUUUCGAAUAUACCUUUUUAGAUGAUGAUAGUGCUGUUUGCCUUGGUGAGAUGCUUGAAUUUUAUGACUCUGCAGUGAAAUUAAAUUUAUCGUUCAAUAAGCAAAUCAAUUUGCGCGGUUGGCAAGCCAUAUGUAAAGCUGUAAGGGAUGCACCUUCUAUGCAAUAUUUAAAUUUGCGCUACACAUCCUUAUCUGAUCGUGCCGUACCAGUAUUGGCUCGAGCUUUACGUUCCCAGUCAUCGUUAACUAUUCUACAUUUGGAAAAUGUUUCUCUUUCUGGGCGAAACUUGAUUUUAGUCGGAUGUGCACUAAAGGGAAAUACGAUGCUGCGAGAGCUUUAUUUGGGUGAGAAUAAUUUACAGCCUGCAGAUGGUGCUCAUAUUUAUCAAAUUAUCAUCACCAGUGUAUCAAUUCAACUGCUUGACCUACGGAACAAUCAGUUGCAGGAUGGUGGUUUACGUCAUAUUUGUGACGCACUGAGGCACCGUGAAACAACGAAAAGUAGUUCGUUAUCAGCACUGGUACUGUGGAAUAAUAGAUUAACAAGUAGUGGAAUGGAAGCAUUGGCGCAAGCAUUGAUAGAGAAUAGUAAAUUGGAAACUCUGAAUAUUGGUAAUAACAGUCUGUUAUUGGAAGGUAUUGUUAAGUUGAAGCCAGCAUUACAAAAGAAUUGUAGUUUGCAGAGGCUUGGCUUGCAGGCGACAAAUCUUGACUGUCAAAGUGCAAUUGUGUUGGCAGAAUGUUUAGCCGAUAAUAAAGUAAUGAUACGGCUAGAUUUACGAGAUAAUCCCCAUAUUGGAUCGGCUGGCUUAUUGGCACUUCAUCUCGCAAUGAAAAUGAAUACUUCACUAACAGUUCUGAAUUUGGAUAUAUCGGUUGCCCAAUCCAGUAGCUUAAAGGUUAAAGAAUAUCAGGAGCAGUUUGAAGUUUAUUAUGAUGAAAUUAAAAUGUUUUGCGAACGAAAUAAAGAAAUUGCACUUAAAAAGCUUUCGGUCCUUACAACAGUCGAAGACGAUACCGCUGCAACUGAUGUAACACAUAGCGAAGAGAAUACGGAAAUGAAGAAGGAUGAAGAGAAAGAAGAUAAAGAAGAAAAACAGAAAACAAAAAUGACAAGAAAUGGACAAAUUGAUAAUUUAGAGGUUACCCAACGAAAAAUAGCCACAACAUCAAAGAGUCCGAUUUGGUUAUUAGGUCGAUCUUCAUCUUUAACAUGCACCGAGACUGUCCAUGAUAUCUCAGAACGUGUUGCGCAGAUGACUCAUCAUUCAUUAGCACUCAUUGAGAAAAUUCCGGACAGCAUCACUACUAUCAAAAAACAAUCAGAUGAAAGUCACCCUGCAUUGUUUACGAAAAGCGAAUUGUCAAAAUGUCCAUCUCUUCCUACAAUAGCUCCCGGUGACUAUCUUGAAGCUGGAGUAAAUACACCGGUAAAAAAAAUAUCACGGCGCUUUACAGUUUCAACGUCAAGUUUGAAUGAAACAAAUCCGCGAGAUGUCGCUCGAAUAAAGUCAAGAUUUAAGGUGGAACAGGUGGGUCAUUCGAUUCAAAAAACGGCAAAAGCUAAAUCAGAUGAUUGUAUUUCACUACAGCGAUCACUCAGCGAAAGUUCUGGGGUGGAUAGACGGGGACCCGAAUUUUUGAAUAGAGAAGAUGCAACCCUAGAAGUCGAAAAUUUUAUAGCUGAAAAAUCAAAAGAGUCAGAAAGUUCUGGAUUUUCUAGUAUCGAUGAAUUAUCAGGAAGCUUUGAAUUUCAAAAUGGUGAGAAGAGCAUAAAAUGCACAUUAUCUGAAGAUGUUCAAGAAAAAGAUGAAAGCUGUGAUACGAGAAAUGCGAUUAAUUCUCAUGAAGAAAUUACAGUUCAGAAAAACGAAUCUGACGAAGAUCUUCAGUCUAAUUCUGUGCAAUUCACUGCUGUCGUUACUUUACAACGUGGACCAGAUACGCCACCAAUACAGGACUAUUUUGAUGAUGCUACAUUUGUGGUUAAAUUCACGGAUAAUAUUGCGCUAAAACUUGACGUUGAGAAAUGCUCUAAUUGUGAACAAGCUAUUAGUGUAAAUCAUCCGAUAGAACAGUUACAACAGAGAGAAAAGAAUUAUGAAAAAAGUAUAACAGUGCAAUCUGAAACAUCUCUGUCCAGUUGUUCUGUAAUAGAGGAUGAUUCUACAGAUACGAGUGUAAUAAAGGAAGUAGUUCGAGAUGUAAUUAAUUACGUUGUUUAUGAGAUAAGUGACGAUGAUUCAUUUUACUACCGAAAGAUUUCAUUUGGUACUACAAGCGGCAGCAAUGAAAGCUCACCAUCAGUUCAUUCGUCGUCAGCUAUUUCUAGAAGUUCAUCAAGCUUUACAUUGAAUCCAUCACAUGAUGCAGAAACGGAUGAUGAUGUUAUACGUAAUGUAGUACGUGGUUUGGUGCGAGAUAUAUUGUUGCAGGAGAAAGAAUUACUGAGGCGAAGUUUAAGGAAGAAACGGCGACAUCUUGUUACAAUGCCUAAAAUGGAUCAUAGAUCGAGUAGCUGA
This is a messenger RNA of Brugia pahangi, 3174 nucleotides long. Lineage: Eukaryota; Metazoa; Nematoda; Chromadorea; Rhabditida; Onchocercidae. The record is from the annotation of a GenBank genome assembly.